This is a messenger RNA of Gadus macrocephalus (Pacific cod), 2317 nucleotides long. It is a transcript of the gene spryd3, whose product is annotated as SPRY domain containing 3. The record is from RefSeq and is a predicted model, not a curated record. The coding region runs from base 163 to 1431 and encodes 422 amino acids. The transcript is spliced from 11 exons. Gene Ontology annotation, molecular function: protein binding. NCBI's taxonomy places the organism in Eukaryota, Metazoa, Chordata, Actinopteri, Gadiformes, Gadidae.
CCUUUGAUUGGCUGACUGAAAUCAUGACAAUUUGAUGUCAAUAGGAAGCGACGAAUGCUUAUUUCUUUCCUCCACAUUUUUGUCAGUGUUUGUAUAUAUGUUUUUCCCUGAUAGCUGAUGCACAAAAGCGAAUUAAUGCAUUUUUGAACACCGGGAUUUCAGAUGGAUGACAUCAACCUACACCACAGGUUCCUAAAUUGGAGGCGUCGAAUCCGAGAGCGAGAAAUGGGAGAAGUGCGUCCAGCACAAGAACGAUUCAUGAGGUUGCUGAAGAAUGGAGACAUUCUCAGUUACCAAGGGAACUCUGAUGAAGUGGGUUGCUACGUCGCGCCCCAACCUUUAUCAAAGGGAACUUGCUACUUUGAGGUGACGAUAGUGGACACCGGGCUCAGAGGGACCAUCGCAGUGGGCCUGGUGCCCCGGUUCUACCGACUCGACCACCAGCCGGGCUGGCUGCCAUACUCUGUCGCCUAUCAUGCUGUCAAUGGCAAGCUUUACAACGGCAACCCACUGGGGCAGCAGUUUGGCCCUCAAUGUGUCCGUGGCGACCGCAUCGGCUGUGGAAUACACUCCGAGAACCCAGCAGCAGGAAUCACUACCGUCUUUUUCACCAAAAAUGGCAGAGAGGUGGGUUCGGCGGAGGUCCCGGGGACCACAGAGGGCCUAUUCCCCGCUGUGGGCAUGCACUCCCUGGGAGAGGUGGCACGGGUGGACCUGCAGGCCCAGUGGCUCCUGGAGGAGGACGAGAGCAUGAUGAUGGUGGACAGCCACGAGGACGACUGGGGGCGUCUCUUUGAUGUCCGGGCCAGUGGCACGCUGCUGGAGUACGUUGGCAAGGGGAAGAGUAUCAUGGACGUGGGCCUGGCCCAGGCCCGCCAGCCGCUCACCACGCGCUGCCACUACUUUGAGGUGGAGAUCGUGGACGCCGGGGAGAAAUGCUACAUCGCCUUGGGCCUGGCGAGGAGGGACUACCCCAAGAACAGACAUCCAGGCUGGAGUCGGGGUUCGGUGGCGUACCAUGCAGACGACGGGAAGCUGUUCCACGGCAGCGGGGUGGGCGAUGCCUUCGGCCCGCGCUGCCUCAAGGGGGACAUCAUGGGCUGUGGGAUCAUGUUCCCACGAGACUACAUCCUGGACGGAGAAGCUGACGGGGACGACUGGGAACGGCUGGAGGAUCAGCCACGGCAGGAGGGCAUCCAGAAUGUUCUGUACCUGAACGACGAAGGCGAGGAGGAGGAGGAGGAGGAGGAAGGAGACAUGGAGAUGGAGCGGGGACAGGAAGGCAGGAAGGUGGCGGUGUUCUUCACUCGGAACGGCAAGCUGAUGGGCCGCCGGGAGGUGGGCGUCCCCCUGGGGGGCCUCUACCCCACUGUGGGCAUGCUGAGCAGCGGGGAGAAGGUCAAGGUGGACCUGCACCCCCUCAGCGGCUGACCUGGGAGAAGAUGGCGACCAUGACCUUGCUGUUGUGGUCCCCAUGACAACAGCAGCCUGUGGAUUUAGGAGCAUGGAGAACAGGGCGGGGCCCCCCUGAGCAGCUGGAGCCCGACCACCUGCUGCGAGCCCACGGCAGAACUAUGCAAUCACCAAGAACCGCCACCUCCUCAUCCUCAUCGGCCCCUCCUCCUGAAGGACCACCACCCUCUGUGAGGCCAGCGGCCCCGAGGGAAACAGAUUGGGGGCCACACUUAUCAUAGAAAGGAGGACAACCUUCUCUCGCUGUCUCUGUCUCUCUCUGUCCGUCUGUCUCUCUCUCUGUCUGUCUGUCUCUUUCACUGCUUCUCUCUUUCUGUCUCUCUCUCUCUCUCUCUCUCUCUCUCUCUCUCUCUCUCUCUCUCUCUCUCUCUCUCUCUCUCUCUCUCUCUCUCUCGUUCUCUGCUUCUCUCUCAAUCUCUGUCUCUCUUUGCGAGGCAUGCGCAUUCGUAAGAAUGCAGCAAUUUUGCUGCAGGAACUAUUAAUAUUUUCCAGCCAUUUCUCCUUUCCUCUAUAGCUGAUAAUGACCAUUGCCGGUUGGGUUCUUUUCGAAGAAGAUGGAGAAGACUAAAGCAGAGAUCAUUUGCUCAUAUUUUACUCAAAAGAGGUCCUAUUCAAAUAUUUAUAUUAAAAUAUGACUUUUUUAUAUCUAUGUAAAACAACUGUAAUGGAACUGCCUGGCAUUAUAUAGCUGCACCAGUAGGCAGUCCCAUUUAGAGAUCCCUCAGAUCAGGGGUCGGCAACCAGACACUUUAGGUCCCUCCCAUCAAAUAAGAUGUAUCUGGAGCCUCAAAAGCUGUUCAACCCCUAAAAUGAAGACAACACAACAUCUAACGUUUUACAUAGA